AUGGAUGCCUUUCGAGCUCCAGAGAAUAAGACGCGCUGCAGCGGCGAUGAAUACGUCCAGCCCGGCUCUACCGACACUACCGUCCAGCUCGUUAUCUCCUUGACCUUGGGAAUCUCGGCCUUCCUCGCCUUCUGCACUCUUCGCCCACGAUGGAAAAGCCUCUACACAGCGAGAAAACGGCGUCUCGAGUCGGCCUCGCUCCUCCCCGUCCUUCCCGACAGCUUCCUUGGCUGGAUCCCGGCGCUGUACAGGAUAACGGAGCAACAAGUCCUCGCAUCCGCUGGCUUGGAUGCGUUCGUCUUCCUGUCCUUCUUCAAGAUGUCCAUGCGCCUGUUCGCCACCCUCUUCGUCUUCGCGACCGUUGUCCUCGAGCCCAUAAAUCAACGCUUCCUGCAUCCCCCCACCGACGACCCGCACAAAUCAUACCUUUCGACCAUAUGGCGUAGCCCCCAGACAGGGCUAUUUCAUGAUGCAGGUCUCUCGCAGUGGACCUUGGAGGAUGAUGAUCCGGAGGAUGGAGAUCCCGACAACAGCUUCGCCCCGGGCAUGGGGUACCUAUGGGCGUACCUCGUGUUCACGUACUUCUUCACCCUGCUCACCAUGUACUUCAUGAAUAAGGAGACAUUAAAGAUCGUCCGGGUGCGGCAGGACUAUCUCGGGACUCAGUCAACGGUCACCGAUCGCACGUUCCAGCUGUCGGGCAUCCCAAAGGAUCUCCGGACGGAGGAGAAGAUCAAGGAUCUGGUGGAGAGGCUUGAGAUCGGCCGGGUUGAGAGCAUAACGCUCUGCAAAAACUGGGGUCAGCUCGACGGACUCAUGCAGCAACGAGAGGCGAUAUUGCGCAAGCUUGAGGAGACAUGGAGUGUCUACCUCGCGCAAAAGCCGGUCCAUUCCAGUGGGGCCGACACUCCGGGGGGCGCCGAUGACGUCGAUGGCGUCGACGCCGGCAUCGACACACCUGGUCCGGAUGGACCAGGUGGUGUCGCGGAUGAGGAGUCCGGUGAAAACCGCCGCUUACUCGCUGGUCCGCCCACAGGCCGGCUCGGCGAGAGACAACGUCCGCAGACGCGCCUCUGGUACGGCUUUCUGGGUUUGCAGAAUCGGCGGACAGACGCCCUCGACUACUACGACGAGAAGCUCCGGAGGCUUGACGAGACAAUCCAUGCGGCCAGGAAGAGUACCUACGACCCCGCCGACCUCGCUUUCGUGACCAUGGAUUCGAUGGCGGCCUGCCAGAUGGCGAUUCAGGCCCUCAUCGACCCCCACCCCGGCCAGCUUUUGACGAAACCUGCUCCCGCACCUUCAGAUGUUGUUUGGGGCAAUACCUACAUCUCGAGAUUCAAGCGCCGAGUUCAAUCAUGGGGCAUCACCGUCUUCGUCGCAGUCCUUUCAGUGGUCUGGUUGAUCCCCGUCGCCUUUCUCGCCUCGAUCCUCAGCAUCUGUACGAUUGAAGAGGUCUUCCCGGAUUUCGCCGAGUCUCUCAAGCGCCAUGAAGUUACCAAAGCUCUAGUGCAGACCGGUCUUCCGACUGCGGUUGUCUCUCUCUUGGGGGUUGCGGUGCCUUAUCUCUACGACUACCUCUCGUACCAGCAGGGGAUGCGAUCUCGUGGCGACAUCUCGCUCUCCGUCAUCAGCAAGGUCUUCUUCUUCACCUUCUUCAACAUCUUCCUCGUCUUCACCGUCUUCGGCACGGCUACCGGCAUUCUUCCUUUCUUGCGAGAGGGUCUUCGGGACACGACCACCAUUGCCUCCACUCUCGCCACCAAGAUACAGAACCUGAGUGUCUUCUAUCUCAACUUCAUCAUGCUCCAGGGCUUGGGUCUAUUCCCCUUCCGCCUGCUCGAGUUCGGCAGCGUUGCCAUGUAUCCGAUCUACCGGAUGGGCGCCAAGACACGUCGAGACUUUGCCGAAAUGGUGGAGCCGCCAGUCUUCAACUACGCCUUCUAUCUCCCCACAGCAUUGCUGGUGUUCAUCCUAUGUCUAGUGUACAGUGCCAUGCCCGGGGGUUUCCUGGUGUUGCUGCUCGGCUUCGUCUAUUUCGUGCUCGGGCACUUCACCUACAAGUAUCAGCUCCUGUAUGCCAUGGAACAGCCGCAACACGCAACGGGCGGCGCGUGGCGCAUCAUCUGCUACCGGAUCGUCCUCGGGCUGGUCGUCUUCCAGCUGACGAUGUCGGGGGUCCUGGCGCUGAGGAAGGCGUUCAUCGAGGCGUCGCUGGUGGUUCCGCUCUUGAUCGGGACGCUGUGGUACGGGUACUAUUUCAGGGACCGCUUCGAGCCGCUGACGAGGUUCAUCUCGCUGCGGAGCAUCAAGAGGGGUGGUGAUCCCGGGGCCAAUGCCAUUCUCGACGAGGACUUUGGAGGAGCUGGCGGCCAGGAGCGAGAGCAGCUGGUGAGGGUUAGUACCAUCGAUGAGGACCGCGAGAGGGGCUCGAGGUUCGUGAAUCCAAGCCUCGUCACACCGUGAGUAUACCCCCAUAUGUCCACCGUUCCCCCGAGAUAUCAUGUCUGACCAGAUGCUAGACUGGAGCGACCGUGGAUCUAUGAAGACCCACCCCCUCUGGUAAAUUCCGAAUAUGAGGAUGCAGAAGGUGAUGUGGGGAAUAGCAAUGGCAGUGGGAGUGGAGAUCCGGAGCGACCAGAUAAUUCUAGAAACACAGG
Phialemonium atrogriseum is the source of this 2660-nucleotide messenger RNA. RefSeq names its product DUF221-domain-containing protein. Gene Ontology annotation, cellular component: plasma membrane. Gene Ontology annotation, molecular function: calcium-activated cation channel activity. The transcript is spliced from 2 exons. The record is from RefSeq and is a predicted model, not a curated record. NCBI's taxonomy places the organism in Eukaryota, Fungi, Ascomycota, Sordariomycetes, Cephalothecales, Cephalothecaceae. Bases 1 to 2466 code for a protein of 821 amino acids.